CUGCGCAUGCGCUUUUCUCACUUCAUCGCACACAAAGCUGCUGUCAGGUCCCAGGGAUGCGCGCGGCCGAGAGCAGCACGCGGUAAUUUGUCGCUCGGUACCGGCAGGCGGAACGGCUGGAGCGGAACGGAACCAUGAGCUGCAACUGGGGCACGGAGCUGUGGGAUCAGUUUGAGAAUCUGGAGAAACACACCAGCUGGGGAAUCGACUUCCUGGAGAGAUACACAAAGUUUGUUAAAGAGCGAGUGGACAUUGAGCUGAGCUACGCCAAACAGAUCAGGAACCUGUCUAAGAAGUAUUAUCCAAAGAGAAACCGAGAAGAUGAGAGCAGGUACACCUGGUGUUUGGCCUUUGCAGCCACUCUGCAACAGCUGAAUGAACUGGCAGCUCAGAAGGAAGAUCUGGCCGAAAACCUGAACUCCCAGAUCGUCUGCGAGCUGGCGCGGUACACGCAGGAGCUGAAGACCGAGAGGAAGACCCAUUUCCAAGAUGGUCGCCGUGCUCAGCAACACAUAGAGAGCUCCUGGAAACAGCUGGAAUCUAGCAAACGCCGCUAUGAGCGAGAUUGUAAGGAGGCGGAGCGAGCUCAGCACAUCUCAGACAGGAUUGAUGUGGAAAAGACGGACGGAGAGAAGCGCUGCUCCAUUAAGACUCGCCAGACAGCACAGCAGAAACAGCAAGCUGCUGAGGAGUCCAGGAAAGACUAUGUGACCAGUUUAAACCAGUUUAAUCAGGACCAACACCAGCACUACCACACACUGGUACCCGUUAUAUACCAGCGGAUUCAGGACAUGGAGGAGCGGCGUAUCGAGAGAGUCAGCGAAGCGAUGCGUUUGUCUGCAGAGGCAGAGAGAAAAGUUUAUCCUGUCCUCAGUCACUGUUUGGAUGCAAUGAUGGACGCCGCUGAGAGCAUCCAACCCAGAAAGGACACUCGCCACGUGGUGGAUGUGUACAAAACGGGCUUCGACCCUCCAGGCGACAUUGAAUUUGAAGAUUACAGCGCCACCAUGAGGCGGAGCAUCUCUGAAUCUAGCUACCUCAACAACAGAGCUGAGGGGCGGAGACACAGCAGGAAGCUGUGGCCCUUCUUACGCAAAAACAAGCUUUUGAACCUCUUGUCCUCCCCUCGGCAGCCUCCGCCUCCACCCCCAACCUCACCUUCACCUGGGGCCGCGGUCAACAGUCCCCACUCCCCACCCACAUCCUCCAGAGAGCCAAUCACACAGCGGCUUAGUGACCUCAUGAGCUCUAGUUCAAAAACCAGGAAGCAGUGUCUUCGCAGCAUAAAGAGAGGGCUGUCCCUAAAACUGGUCUCCAGCCCAGCAGACUGCAGCCACCUUCCUCCUGAGCAACGGCGCAAGAAGCUUCAAAUCCGAAUCAACAACAUCAACCAGGAAAUACAGCGCGAGAAAGAACAGCGAGACGCUCUGCUGAAGAUGAGGGAGGUUUACGAGCGAAGUCCUCAGAUGGGCGAUGCGGGCAGCCUGGAGCCCCGGCUGGAGGAAGUCAAGCAAAACCUGCAGAAAAUGGAGGAGGAGCUGAGAAGGAUCCAGGUGUGGUUGUCAGAGACAGACAGUGGCCUGUCUGAUCACAGCAGCAGGAGGCAGGGUGGAGGUUGUGGGUUGAAUUCUCAAGCAACAACGCCAGGCAGCAGCAGCUUGAAACAGCUGAACAAGCGCAGCCCGGCCAGUAGAGAGAGCCCCGAUGGCAGUUACACCGAGGAUCACAAUGCAGAGCUUCACUUCAAGUCCCGCAGUUCAGAGUUCGACGACGAGUUUGACGACGAGGAACCGUUACCGAGUAUUGGCACCUGCAAGUCUCUUUACCCGUUCCAAGGUCAGAAUGAAGGCACUCUGUCGAUGGUGGAGGGAGAACUGCUUUCUGUUGUGGAGGAGGACAAAGGGGAUGGCUGGACCAGAGUUCGGAGGAAUCUAGAAGAGGAAGGAUACGUUCCUACGUCCUACAUCAAAAUUUUCUUGGACAGCAGCACCAAAGGUGCCGUGACCUACAUCUGACCUGCUUUGUUCAGAAUAGUCGGCUGGUCUAGCUCAAUCGCCCGAUGAGGACGUCUCACUAUUGGAAGGGAUGUAAAGAUCAGAAGAGGUCUGGAGAUGGCUCCUUAUUGGACAGACUUUCUAGAAGAUAUUUGGACUAAUUUAAGGUUUUAAUAGAAGGAAACCUGCUGCAGAUUCACAAAGAAGCCAGAGACGCUCUUUAGGUUGAUGUUUCAUCAGAAUGUUGCUGAAUGUUUUCAUGAAAAUUAGAAUUUAAAUGUAACUUAAAUAGAUCCUGAUUUGAAUCAAUUUAAUUUAAAAUACCAACUGAUCUGAGAUGCUGCUUGUGUCAAUGCUGAGUCAGUAAAAACUUAUGGCAGUGAUGUCAUAGCGAUGAGACUGCAGUGAUGUCACAGCGGUGAGACUGUAGUGAUGUCAUAGAGUUGAGACUGCAGUGGUGUCACAGCGGUGAGACUGCAGUGAUGUCACAGCGGUGAGACAGUAGUGAUGUCACAGCGGUGAGACUGCAGUUGUGUCAUAGCGAUGAGACUGCAGUGGUCACAGCGGUGAGACUGUAGUGAUGUCAUAGUGAUGAGACUGCAGUGAUGUCACAGCAGUGAGACUGUAGUGAUGUCAUAGCGAUGAGACUACAGUGAUGUCACAGCAGUGAGACUGUAGUGAUGUCACAGCGAUGAGACUGCAGUGAUGUCACAGCGAUGAGACUGUAGUGAUGUCACAGCGAUGAGACUGCAGUGGUGUCACAGCGGUGAGACAGUAGUGAUGUCACAGCGGUGAGACUGCAGUGGUGUCAUAGCGAUGAGACUGCAGUGGUCACAGCGGUGAGACUGUAGUAAUGUCAUAGCGAUGAGACUGCAGUGAUGUCACAGCAGUGAGACUGUAGUGAUGUCAUAGCGAUGAGACUACAGUGAUGUCACAGCGGUGAGACUGUAGUGAUGUCACAGCAGUGGGACUGUAGUGAUGUAGUGAUGUCACAGCAAUGAGACUGUAGUGAUGUCACAGCGGUGAGAUUGCAGUGAUGUCAGCAGUAAGACUAGUCAUGUAGUGAUGUCACAGCGGUGAGACUGUAGUGAUGUCACAGUGAUGAGACUGCAGUGAUGUCACAGCUGUGAGACUGUAGUGAUGUCACAGCGGUAGGACUGUAGUGAUGUCACAGCGGUGAGACUGUAGUGUCACAGCGGUGAGACUGUAGUGAUGUCACAGCGGUGAGACUGCAGUGAUGUCACAGCAGUGAGACUGUAGUGAUGUCAUAGCGGUGAGACUGUAGUGAUGUCACAGCGGUGAGACUGUACUGAUGUCACAGCAGUGAGACUGCAGUGAUGUCACAGCAAUGAGACUGUAGUGAUGUCAUAGCGGUGAGACUGCAGUGAUGUCAGCAGUGAGACUGUAGUGAUGUCACAGCGGUGAGACUAGUGAUGUCACAGCGAUGGGACUGUAGUGAUGUCAUGGCGGUGAGACUGCAGUGAUGUCACAGCGGUGAGACUGCAGUGAUGUCACAGCGGUGAGACUGUAGUGAUGUCAUGGCGGUGAGACUGCAGUGAUGUCAGCAGUGAGACUGUAGUGAUGUAGUGAUGU
This is a messenger RNA of Nothobranchius furzeri (turquoise killifish), 3587 nucleotides long. It is a transcript of the gene fnbp1a, whose product is annotated as formin binding protein 1a. NCBI's taxonomy places the organism in Eukaryota, Metazoa, Chordata, Actinopteri, Cyprinodontiformes, Nothobranchiidae. Gene Ontology annotation, molecular function: protein binding. The record is from RefSeq and is a predicted model, not a curated record. Gene Ontology annotation, biological process: signal transduction.